AUGGAUAAAGAAUAUUUUCGUUUCUAUAUUAAAGUGCGUACUGCACUUCAUAUUGAACCAAUAGUUAUUCAUAAUGAAUUACGUACUGUCUUUGGUGAUGAAGCUCCUUCUCUCAGAACUGUUCAAACAUGGUCAAAAUGGUUUCGUGAAGGUCGAGUAGAAGUUGAAGAUGAAGAAAGACCUGGCAGACCUAUAACGGAGACAACAUCUAAAAAUAUUAGACAAGUUUGCGAUCUUAUUAAUGAUGAUCCGUAUGUUACAGUUGGGGAACUUGAAGCACAAAGUGGUAUAAGACAUGAAACCGUCCAACAAAUUAUUUCUGAUCAUUUGCAGUUGAAAAAAAUUAUUGCACGAUAUGUUCUCAAACAUCUGACGAGCUUUCAAAAGGCUGAAUAA
This is a messenger RNA of Rotaria sordida, 396 nucleotides long. NCBI's taxonomy places the organism in Eukaryota, Metazoa, Rotifera, Eurotatoria, Philodinida, Philodinidae. The record is from the annotation of a GenBank genome assembly.